GUUUAUUAUUUUCUUAAUUCUCUUUCACAAUAAUAAAUCACCAUUACUAAUGGUUCUCUGAUGGCUUUACAUUUUUUGAAUCCCAAAACGUCGGCGUUUUCCGGGGGUGCUGGCACUGUCAAAAUCAAAAACCCUAAUUUGUAUCUCACUUCCAAAACUUCAAAAUUUGGGGAUUUUUAUUUUUUUCAUUCUUUAUUCCAUAAUUAUGUUCUUCGAAAUUGAAAUUGAGACUAGUUAAGGUUCUUACUGAUUCUCUGGUUGCGUAGGGUUUUAGAGCUUGAAACGUUGACGUUUUGGGUUGGGACAGUGGAAACCCUAAUUCCAAUCAUUGAGAAUUUAACUUCUGCUUCUAGGAAUUAAUUCGAUUAAGUUAGUCAACAAGUGACUAUUUUAUGACUCUGGUUUUUGGUUUAACUAGAAUUGUAAUUUUUCAUAUAAAAGUUUAACAAGAGAAGAUUUUUUUUUUUUUUAAUUGACUUAUGUUAAUCACUUUUUUUUCCCAUGAUUGACAAGUUAUGCGUGCAAAUGUUAGGGCUGUGGACCCAUAGCUUCACCCUUCCUCCUUACUUUUAUAAGGGGGAGCGGUGCCAGUUGAGCUGGAGCUCCUUGAAAUAUUGAUGUUGAGGUGGAUGAGGAUGAGUGGGCAGGACAAAAAACAAAACCAAGAUAUAAGAAAACAGGAAACCUUAAAUGCAAUUGGAUUGAUUGAAACAACACGAUGAUGAAUGCUAAGCAAUACAUUUUUGGCCAGACCCUUGGUCAGAUACCAAACCUUUCAAUCCCGAAUUUCCAGAGUCUAUCCCAGCUGGGAGAGAAUGGCUUAGGUUGUAAACAAGAAGGCUCUGCAAGUUGGUGGCAGGAUCCUUUACCCCAAUACAACAUUUAUGAUGCAAACUCCUAUCAACAAGUAGCCAAGGAUCUUCCUUCCUUGCCAAUUCCCUUAUCUGAGAUUACACCAGCUUUGAGCUUGCAACAUGGCUACUGCAACUCAGAUGCACCUAAGCCUCCUUGUGAUUUUUUUGAUGUUGCUAGCACUGACUUUACCGAGCAUAACAUGGUCAUUACAAAAAACACUGAUCAAUUGCACUUCAUGAAAGGAAAUGAAUGGGAAUAUGCCAAUAUGCUUAUGUCUUGUGAUAUGGAGGAGUUGCAUCCACCAAUGAUUCUUUCUCCUAAGGAGACUUCAAACAUCACUAUGUUUUCCAACGAGGAUGAACUUUCUGAUGCUGGAUUUUUUAACGGAGGACCAGGCUCUCUUCAGGGCAGUCAAAAUUAUGAUUCUGAGGCAUCUGUCAAAUGCCAUUUUCAACAGCAACGACUUGAUCAUGUAAUGCUGUCCCAACUGGAUCCGAUAAAUUUUCAAGGCUGUGUGGAAAAUAACCUUUUAACUCAAUCAAUGGUGCUUCCAUCUGCAUUUAGAGAACAUCCUUCAGAUUUUCUGAUUCCUCAACAUGGUACAUACCAAGUUCCUGUACCUGCUUUGCCUAGCAUGAUCUCCCAUGGAAAGAUCUCAACUCUGGAGGAUAUAGUGCAAUCUUACUCCCUGAAGUCUGAAAAUAGCCAACACCAAUCCCAUCAGUCAUAUGUGCAGUUUGAUAAGUCAUCUACGGCACGGUCAGAACGCUACUUGGUUGAUCAAUAUGAACUUUGCCAUCAAAAUGAAUGUGAGGAACCUCAGUUUUGUUCAGAAAAGUUAGAUGGGGUUCAAAACUCGACUUCAGGAAUUUCCACACGAACUGGUUUGCAGUCAAAAAGAACUGCAAAUAGCCUUCUAAUAGAUUUUUAUUUUAGAGGCCCUGAUGGGCCCAAUUCUGGCAACUAUUUUGAUGUGCUGCCUCCUUUAAAACAUCAGAAGAUGGGAAAUACUUUAUGUACCUCUCCAAAUGAAUAUGACACUUCUCAUCAAUUGGCUCCAUUGUUGGUUCAACCAUGCACUCCUGAAGGACUUCUAGACUUGACCCGAAAGUUUGAUUCUUCUCCAUCUAUUAAUUCUGAAGUUCCCAUGGCGGAUAUGGAAGACAAUGUCAAUGCAAAUUCCAGUAAAUUGGGGUCCAGCACUGUGCCUGUUCUUCCUAUUCACUCCCAGAAGAAGUCUGAAAAGAGCCAACACCAAUCCCAUCAAAAUGAAUGUGAGCAAACUCAGUUUCUUUCAGAAGAGUUAGAUGGGGUUCAACACUUGGCUUCAGGAAUGUCCACGCGAAUUGGUUUUCAGUCAAAAAGAACUGCAAAUAGCCUUUUAAUGGAUUUUUAUCGUAGAGGUCCUGAUGGGCCCAAUUCUGGCACCUAUUUUGAUGUGCUGCCUCCUUUAAAAUGUCAGAAGAUGGAAAAUCCUUUAUGUAGCUCUCCAAAUGAAAAUGAAACUUCUCAUCAAUCGGCUUCAUCGUUGGUUCAACCAUGCACUCCUGAAGGACUUGUAAACUUGAAGCAAAAGUCUGAUUCUUCUCCGUCUAUUAAUUCUGAGGUUCCCAUGGUGGAUAUGGAAGACGAUGUCAAUGCAAAUUCCAGUAAAUUGGGGUCCAGGAGUGUGCCUGUUCUUCCUAAAGAGCUCAGCUUUGAUCAUAAAGAGAAGGAGGUAAAGGUCAGGAGUGAGAUGUAUCAGACAGAUCCAGAAAUAGAAAAUAAAUCUACUGCACCAGAAACUAAUUUUGCGGAAGAAGUUCAGUCAGGGAAUACGAAGAUAUGGGGUGUCUCCUUAACUGAUUUUUUCACAGUAGAGCAAUUAAAGGAACAUAUAUUGAGUUUUAGGAAGUGGGUUGGCAAGACAAUACCAAAGGAAGAAAGGGGAAAUAGUGAAAAUGUAUGUCAGUUGUGUGCAUCAGGAAAUCAAUUUUUUGCCCCUGUACCAAUAUAUUGUUCACGUUGUGGUGCUCGUAUCAAGCGCGGUGUAAUUUACUACUCCACAACAGAUGAAAAUGGUACACGAAAUUGCUUUUGUAACUCAUGCUUUAAGCACUCUCGAGGUGGGAAUAUCAUAUUCCAGGGUAUUUCUGUUUCCAAGGCAGCACUUGUUAAAAAAAAGAAUGAUGAGGAAGCUGAAGAACCGUGGGUUCAAUGUGAUAAAUGUGACCGAUGGCAACAUCAGAUAUGUGCUCUUUAUAAUGAAAAAAGAGAUUUGGAAAAAAAAGCUGAGUACAUAUGCCCCAAAUGCUUCAUAAAAGAAAUAGAAACUGGGAAAUGUGUACCCUUGCCAAAGAAUGGUGUUCUGGGGGCAAAGGAUCUGCCUAGUACCAUGCUUAGUGAUCACAUAGAGCAAAGACUCUUUAGGAGUCUGACACGAGAGAAAGAAGAGAGAGCAAAGUUUGAAGGAAAAAAUCUUGACGAGGUGCCAGGAGCAGAAGAUCUUGUUGUCAGAGUGGUUUCAUCUGUUGACAAACAUUUGAAAGUGAAGAAGCAGUUUUUGGAUAUCUUUGAUGAUGAAGAGUACUCUGCUGAAUUCCAAUACAAAUCAAAGGUGAUUCUUUUGUUUCAAAAGAUUGAAGGAGUAGAUGUAUGCCUUUUUGGUAUGUACGUCCAGGAGUUUGGCUCAGAAUGCAGUCCUCCAAAUCAACGAUGUGUUUAUCUUGCAUAUCUUGAUUCUGUCAAGCACUUCAAGCCUGAGAUAAAAACUAUUACUGGAGAAUGUCUUCGUACCUUUGUUUACCAUGAAAUAAUGUUAGGAUACCUUGAUUUUUGUAAGAAUCGAGGUUUUGCAUCCUGCUACAUUUGGGCCUGCCCACCUUCUGAGGGAGAAGAUUAUAUAUUAUAUUGCCAUCCAGAGAUUCAGAAAACGCCAAAGUCUGAUAAGCUGCGGCACUGGUAUCAGUUGAUGCUGAGGAAAGCAGCCAAAGAAAAUAUUGUGAUCAAUUCUACUAAUUUAUAUGAUAGCUUCUUUGUUCCUACUGGAGAAUGCAAGUACAAGGUUACAGCAGCUCGUUUACCUUACUUUGAUGGUGACUAUUGGUCUGGUGCUGUUGAGGAUGUGAUCAGGCGUCUUGAAGAAAAUAACCCUGGAGAGUCUCAGAAGAAAUUGAAGAAAGUAAUGACAAAUAGAGCUUUAAAAGCCAUGGGACAUGCAAAUCCUUCUGGGAGCACUACAAAAGAUAUUCUAAUCAUGCAAGAAGUUGGGAAAACUAUCUUACCCAAUAAGGAGAACUUCAUAAUUGUCCACUUUCAGUUUAUUUGCACACACUGCUGUGAAGUGAUAUUAUCUGGUCACCGAUGGGUUUGCAACCAGUGCAAAAAUUUUCAGCUGUGUGAAAGAUGCCAUGAUGAGAAGAAAAACCUCUACGGGAUGGACACACAUACUUCUAUGAGCAAGGAUAAGCAUUUACUCUCUCAGGUUAUGGUUGAUGAUGUGCCUUCAGUUACCAAGGAUGAAGAUCUUACUUUAGAUACUGGAUUAUUUGAAAAUAGGCAUACUUUCUUGAGCUUUUGUCAAGGCAACCAUUAUCAAUUUGACACACUUCGGCGGGCUAAGCAUUCAUCAAUGAUGAUUCUGCAUCAUCUCCACAAUCCAACACUGGAAACCACUGAAGCCAACUGCAGCAACUGCCUUAAGGAUUCUGCAGUUGACAAGAACAGAGGAUGUGGGAUCUGCCCAGAGUUAGUCAUCAGUGCUGCAUGUGAUCAAGAGAAAGGACGUUCUUGUCAUAAGCAUGAGUUGAUUCAACGGCUUCCCACAACUUUUCAUGGGGUAGAGGCUAAAGAAGCAAAGCAAAAGACAUCACAUGUUCAUUCUUCAAUAAGAAAAGCGGUUAAAGAGGCAAGCCAAAAGGCAUCGCAUGUCCAUUCUUCAACAAAAAAAGAGAUCUGUAAAAGAAAAUUGCUGGCUGUUUUAGCACAUGCAUUUCAAUGUAAAGCAUGUCCCUGCUCCGACCAAAACUGUCUUAAAAUCAGAAGGCUGUUCCAGCAUGCAAAGAAGUGCACUUCUUGGGUUCGUGGGGACUGUCAACAGUGCACGAAGGGACGGGCAUUACUGAUAUUGCACUCGAGAAAUUGUACAGAACCAGAUUGUCGCAUACCACAUUGCAUGGAUUUGAAGAAACAUGCAGAAGCUCAAGCAUUGCAAACUGAUACUUGGUGCAGGGAUGCCACUUAGAUUUUGUCAGUUAGCAAAGCAUUGAAGGCGGCAGAGAACAGUUGAUUCUCCCAAGUGUACAGAUAGAGCAGGAGGGUUAACAAAAGCAGCAGAAGUGUACAAUUGUGAAGAAACUUCAACCAUACAGUUAGCUAGCAUCUGCAUAGUGGUACAAAUAUAUGUAAAUCAAAAUGUUUACAGUUACUAAUUAUGCAGUUGGUUCAGGAAAUUCAUUCAUGCAAUUAGAUAGCAGCUUCA
This is a messenger RNA of Quercus robur (English oak), 5314 nucleotides long. RefSeq names its product histone acetyltransferase HAC1-like. The coding region runs from base 719 to 5077 and encodes 1452 amino acids. NCBI's taxonomy places the organism in Eukaryota, Viridiplantae, Streptophyta, Magnoliopsida, Fagales, Fagaceae. The record is from RefSeq and is a predicted model, not a curated record. Gene Ontology annotation, cellular component: histone acetyltransferase complex; transcription regulator complex. The transcript is spliced from 15 exons. Gene Ontology annotation, molecular function: zinc ion binding; histone acetyltransferase activity; transcription coactivator activity. Gene Ontology annotation, biological process: positive regulation of transcription by RNA polymerase II.